AUGCGAGUGCACUUUUUGCCACCCGAAGGCUUUGAAGACGGGUUCGUGGAGCCUAUCCAGGGCGAAGGUGGUGUUGUGCCUGGCUCCAAAGAGUUCCUGCUGGCGCUUCGCAAGAGAUGCGACGAGACAGGCACACUACUGAUCUUUGAUGAGGUGCAGUGCGGCCUUGGGCGGAGUGGCAAACUCUUCGCUUACGAACUCUCAGGGGUUCUACCUGACUUGAUGACCUUGGCCAAGCCGCUGGCGGGUGGGUUGCCCAUUGGGGCUGUGCUCCUCACAGAGGCUGUCGCAUCCUGCAUCUCUCCUGGUGACCAUGGGAGCACUUUUGCAGGUGCCCCACUGGUUUGUGCCGCCGCUCGGUAUGUCCUGGAUCAAGUGAGCAAUCCAGAUUUCUUGGAGAAUGUUCGAACCACUGGUUCCCACCUCAAAGCAGGCCUGGAGAAGAUCUGUGACCCACAAGGUUUGCAAGUCCGUGGCACUGGAUUGCUCAUAGGUGUCGUGUUCCCCACAGCGGAGCAAUGUGGCGCAGUGCAGAGGGCCGCAGCUGCGGAGAAAUUGCUGGUUUUGACUGCUGGUGCUGGCAACAUUCUUCGGAUUGCGCCCGCAUUGACGGUGACGCAGGCAGAUGUGGACGAAGCCUUGGAGAGGCUAUCGAAAGCAUUGGAAAGCGUCCUUGUUGAAGCUGAAGCGCAAGCGGCGUAA
This is a messenger RNA of Durusdinium trenchii, 702 nucleotides long. The record is from the annotation of a GenBank genome assembly. NCBI's taxonomy places the organism in Eukaryota, Dinophyceae, Suessiales, Symbiodiniaceae.